AUGGCUCGGGAGGAAGCGCAGCUGAGUGCGGCCAAGAAGUCGUAUCGAAACGCUAAGGCUACGGGGAACCACGAGGAGGAGGCUCGGUGGGCGAAUGUGAUCGGUGACAUGUUGAAGAAGAGAGGGGAAUACGUGGAGGCCCUCAAGUGGCUGCGUAUCGACUACGACGUCUCCGUCAAGUACUUGCCCCAAAAACAUUGCCUCCCCACUUGUCAGUCACUCGGUGAGCUCUAUCUUCGCCUUGAGUUUUACAAAGAUGCUCUUCUGUAUCAGAAAAAACAUUUAGAGCUCGCUGAGGAUGCCAAUAAUCUCAUUGAGCAGCAAAGGGCCAAUACACAACUAGGUCGUACCUACCAUGAAAUGUUUUUAAGGUCUGACGAUGACCAUUAUUCGGUUCAGAAUGCCAAAAAGUAUUUCAAGUCUGCUAUGAAGCUUGCACAGAUUAUCAAGGAAAAUCCACCUACUAAGAAUUGUUCUUUCCUCAAGGAAUAUAUUGAUGCGCAUAACAAUAUAGGAAUGCUUGAGUUUGACCUUGAUAAUCUGGAAGAGGCUCGAAAAAUCUUAACUAAAGGAUUGGAGAUUUGCGACGAAGAAGAGGUAAUGGCAGAUGAUGAUGGGCGCAGCAGGCUCCAUCACAACCUUGGAAAUGUUUACAUGGAGCUAAGGAUGUGGGAUAAUGCUCGGGAACACAUUGAGAAGGACAUUAUGAUAUGUAAAAGAAUUGGCCAUUGCCAAGGGGAGGCAAAGGGCUACGUCAAUCUUGGUGAAUUGCAUUACCGUAUUCAGAAGUAUGAGGAAGCACUCCUUUGCUACCAAAAAGCACGUGAACUGGCAAAAUCAAUGGAAGAUGAGGAUGCUUUACUCAGGCAAAUUGAUCAAAAUAUUGAAAUUGUAAAUGAAGCCAUUAAAGUAAUGGAUGGGCUGAAGAAAGAAGAGCAGAAUCUCAAAAAGCUAACAAGAGACAUGGCCAUUACAAGAGGCACACCGCGUGAGAGGAAGUGUCUGCUGCAGCAAAAUGCUUCUCUUGAUUGCCUCAUCGAGAAAUCAAGGACAAUCUUUGCCUGGCUGAAGCUCCUUGAAUUUGCGAAAAGGAAGAAGAUAAUAGCGAGUGAGCUUUGUGACCAAGAAAAGCUGAGUGAUUCUCUUUUGGUUAUUGGAGAAUCAUACCAGAAGCUAAGAAAGUUCAAGAAAGCCCUUAAGUGGUACAUGAAGAGUUGGGAAAUAUACAAGUCAAUUGGUAAUUUGGAGGGGCAAGCGUUAACAAAAAUUAAUGUAGGUGAUGUUUUGGACAGUGAUAAUAAUUGGGAAGGAGCACUAGAUGCAUUUGAAGAGAGUUACAGGCUUGCGGUUGAGGCGAACCUUCCUUCUGUACAGCUUAUGGCGCUAGAGAAUAUGCACUACAGCCACAUGAUAAGAUUUGACAAUGUUGAAGAGGCCAGGAGAUUGCAGCAUCGAAUCGACAAAUUGAAGCAAUCAAAAUAUACAGAUCUUCAAACAAAAAAUGUGGCAGAGGAUCACUGCUCUGAAUCUGAUACAGAAGGGAGUGGUCAUCUUGUGGAAGAGUUAAACGAUGAGGAACCUAUAAUUUCUCUUAUCUCUUCGACCAAAGCUUCACCCAAGACAGUCGUUGGCCGUAAACGCGUUCGUCUAGUCCUUUCUGAUGAUGAAGAUGAAAUGUAUGAUGAGGUACAAUGCUCAAAAAGCUGGUCUAAGAAACUCCCAUUAGAAGAUGUUGCUACAUCUGAUGAACUGAAGAUUAAAAGAAAUACAGCCAGCCCUGCUCGUAAAUUUCAGGAUGUCUCAUCCUAUACCUCAAAUUGUACCACAAGGUCUUGCAAUCCUGUUAAUAUUGAACAAAGCUCUAGUUCAUGCAAAUCCAGGACUCUUAAUGUGGUCACUCAAAAUGGCAGAGGUUUUAGAGCUUCAAGCUCCGAAGAAGGUUCCAUUGCUGCUAGUGGCUCUAAAUGUGAUAUCGGUUUCCCUGAAAAUCUAGUUAAUAAGAAUCACGGUGCCCAUCUUAUUUUUCUUACCUCUGAUGAUGAAAACAAUCAAUGCAUUACAGUCAAGAUUGACAAAGACCUAAUACAUUUGGAUAAUGGCUCAUUUAUGGAUUCUGAUAAGUUAAGCAUUGAGUCUGUCAAGGUUGAACUGGCGUGCUUAUACUACUUGCGACUUCCAAUGGAAAGAAGAUCAGAAGGGCUACUUCCAAUAAUACAGAAUAUAAAAUGUGGUGAAAGUGUCAUACAAUCCAUGGAAACAUUUCAAAAGUUUAAGCAGGAUAUGGGGAAAGUCUUGGUUGAAGCUUUCAUUGAUGGAUGGGUCCAAAAGCGCUUGAUAAAACUGUACACUGAUUGCUGCUACAAGUUAUCUGAGACACCUAAUAUGAAAUUGCUUAAGAAACUGUAUGAUCUGGAGUUUUCAGAUGAUGAAGUUACUGUGUCUGAAUGUGAAUUGCAAGAUUUAUCAAUAGCUCCAUUGUUGAAUGCCCUGUAUGCCCACAAAACAUUUGCAAUGCUGGACCUUUCUCACAAUUUGUUAGGGAAUGGUACAAUGGAGAAACUGCAGCAUGUUCUCACAUCAUCAGGCCAAAAUUAUGGUGGGUUAACGUUGGAUUUGCACAGCAACCUAUUUGGUCCAACUUCUUUGUUUCAGAUUUGUGAAUGCCCUUUGCUAUUUUCUCGAUUGGAAGUGCUCAAUAUCUCUGGAAACCGUCUCACUGAUGCAUGUGCCUCUUACCUUUCAACUAUCUUGGAAAAUUGCAAGGCUCUUUGCAGCUUGAGUAUAGAGCGGUGUUCUAUCACAUCUAGAACAAUUCAGAAGGUUUCUGAUGCAUUGAAUGCUUCUUCUGUGCUCGAGCAACUUUGUAUAGGACAUAACAACCCAAUUUCUGGAAGUACCAUCACUGAUUUACUUUCCAAGCUUGGCACUCUGAAAAGAUUUUCAAAAUUAAAUCUGAAUGGUUUGAAGCUAAGCAAGUCUGUAGUUGAUAGCCUUUGCCAGCUUGCUGCAACCUUGCCCUUCUCAGUAUUAAGUCUUGGGGAAACUGGUAUUGGAAUUGAUGGGGCAUUAAGAUUAACCGAGUCAUUGUUCAAUGGAACUGCAGAGUUUCUAAAAUUUGACUUAUCAUAUUGUGGCGUGACAUCUAAUUACGUUCUCAAACUAAGCACUGUUUCUUCUAUGAUUUGUGGCAUUCUUGAGCUGAACCUUUCCGGAAAUCCUAUUAUGCAGGAGGGUAGCCUUGCAUUAUCAUCAAUGCUUUUGAAUUCUCAAUGUUGUCUGAAACUUUUGGUCCUUCAAAAGUGCCAGCUUGGGACUGCUGGAGUUCUUCGAAUAAUGCAGGCAUUAUCAGGUAAUGGUUUUCUCGAAGAGUUGAAUCUAGCUGAUAAUGCCAAUCUUGAUAGACAGAACUCUGCUCAACCGGGGUCAUGCAAUGUGAAUGCCGGCUUAGAUGGGCUUGAAGUUGAUGAUAGUGAAGAUGAUGAAGUAAAAGCUGCUGCAUCUGGACUUGAUGACAACCACACAAGACCGUGCCAAAGAAAUUCCUCAUCUUCUGGAUGUCAGUUUAUUCAAGGGCUUUCAAGUGCCAUUGAUAUGGCAAAGAAUUUGCGAUUACUGGACCUUAGCAAUAAUGGUUUCUCCACACAAGACGCAGAUAUACUGUAUUCUUCAUGGUCAAGAUCAAGAUUUGGUUCAGCUCAGAGGCAUAUAAAGGACCAGAUCAUCCAUUUAUUUGUGGAAGGAAUCAAGUGUUGCGUGAAACCCUGCUGCAGAAAGGACUAG
Messenger RNA from Prunus armeniaca (apricot), 3780 nucleotides. The record is from the annotation of a GenBank genome assembly. NCBI's taxonomy places the organism in Eukaryota, Viridiplantae, Streptophyta, Magnoliopsida, Rosales, Rosaceae.